Molecule: messenger RNA, 867 nt
Organism: Uloborus diversus
Lineage: Eukaryota; Metazoa; Arthropoda; Arachnida; Araneae; Uloboridae
Exons: 1
Source: RefSeq, a predicted model, not a curated record
GUUUCACUUACUCGUGUUUGUCUUGAACAGAAUGCUUUUGUGUUCAAUGGUACUUACUUUCGAAUGUCUGAAGGUUUAGCAAUGGGUAAUCCUUUGAGUCCUAUUUUAAGUGACAUUUAUAUGCACUAUUUUGAGACUAAACUUUUUGAAACCAUAACGUUUCCGUUCUAUGUUCGUUACGUUGACGAUUGCUUUGUUUUGCUUGGCCAAAACCAUGUUGAUAAUGAACUUUUACUUUCUACUCUAAAUUCUAUUGAUCCUUGCAUCCAAUUCACUAUUGAAAUGGAAACUGAUAGUUCUCUUUCAUUUUUGGACGUCUUUAUUACUAAAAGUAAUGAUGAAUUUAUGACUUCGGUGUUUCGUAAGCCUUUUGCUGUUACACUACCUCCUCACAAAUGUUCUUCUCAUCCUCCAAACCAAAAGGUGGCCUCAUUCAAGACUUUUGUGUUCCGUGCUUUGAACAUCUGUUCUUCCUCCGAUUCUUUAAAUGCUGAGCUUUCUUAUCUUAAAGCAGUGGCUUUCGAUCGUGGUUAUUCUCCUAGCAUCAUUGAUUCAAUUUAUAAUAAGUUAAUUAAACCCUCUCAUUCUAAAAAGGUUUCUGCUUCCAAUGCUUCGUAUACUAUUGUUUUGCCUUAUUAUCCAAAAGUUAGUCAUCAAGUUGCAAAGAUUUUGAAAAAAUUUGGUUUCGAUAUAGCUUUUUCUCCAGUUAAUAAGAUCAAAUUUACAAACUUAAAGGACCCCAUUGAUUGUCUUAGCAACUGGGGCAUUUAUAGCAUCUCCUGCAAGUGUGGACUUGGCUACGUUGGACAGACUAAACGUGCUCUCAAGCACCGUCUGAAAGAGCACGAAAACUAUGUUAAACAUAAA